CUAUGUAUGUAAGAUUCUACAUCCACUCUCUUUCCUUUUCUCUUUUUCUGUACUUACACACACACUCACAGAGGGACGCACUUUUGUACCACCAUAUUAUAGGUUCACGCAUACAACACCUCAUUGCAGAUGAGAAAAUAGAGCUCUCGAAAAUCUUUGAGAUUUUCUCUACAAUGGUGGUCAAUUUUAGCCAAGAGAGCCAAGAAACAACGAAUGCUGCUGUAUUAUCUGAUAAAGGAGUCAUCACGGCACCCUGUGAAUCAUAUAUAAAUUUGCUUAGUCUUUCAAGUCCAAGUUCUGUGAAAAUUCCGUUUUCUAUGGAUGCCCUAUCAAGUUUCCAAAACAACGAUAACCUAAAGAAUGAUAGCGCAGAUGUUUAUUCCACAUAUAUUUUGAAUAUAGAUAUUGAGAAAGGAAAGCCCGAGGCUCUUCAAUCCACUGAAGAAAUGGGAGGAAAUGUGAUAACUGAGGAUUCUUUAGCUAUAAUGUUGCAGAAAGAAAUAACAUCGCAGAUGGGAGGAAAGCUCAUCCAGUUCCUAAUGAAUCACAACUUUGAGUUACCCAAGUUCACUAUUAAAGCAGGUCUGAUGAGAGGAAAGACUACUCAAUAAAUGAAGUUGCCAGUUAUAUUACAUAGAUAAAUGGGUGGCCGAUUAAAUCUAUGAUACUUCUAGCAACAGAGUGAGGAAAUACAAGCGCACUGCAUCAUCUAAUUCAAGAAGAGUUGUUCUCCUCUUCUCUGUACUAAACAUGCUCUCUGUGAGUUAAUAUGGGCUCUCCAAAUCUGGAACUUAUGCACAUUAGCUGUCUCUGUGUGUAUGUUUGAAUUGUGUGUAUUUAGAAUUUUGUGUGUUCCUAUUCUUACUCGGACUUCAUAUGUAACGUGUUUUGGUUCAUUUCUCUUUUCUUCCAGCUCAAGCGUGGGAACGGUUAUACUAAUAUUUCUGACUCUAAGAGUUAGAAUGAAUAUGAAUGGCUCUGGUGUUUGAUGUCUGCUUUUAUCGUCUUCCAGUCACCAUAGUUGUAAAAUAAAUCUUUCCUGGAAUUUUUGCUUUCUUUCUAAAUAUGUAUCAUUUUACAAUAUUCUCAAAUUGUAGGAAUUAGUUUAAAAUUUUCACGUACUUUGUACUUGUUAUGUCUAGAUGGCGAAGUGUGACAUAGGUAAGUAGGUGACCUUGGCCGGAUCAUAGUUCAUAAUCCCAAGUUGUAGCCUGCAGGAGAGUUUAUUCCUUUCCAGCACGGGGAAUCGGUGUCCUUCUCCCUAAUAAAGAUCCAGUUGUUUCGCAAGAGUCUACUGUCCAUUGUAUUAAACUGUGAUUACAAAUUUCGAAAUGCAUUUUGAGCUGGAUUUUUUUCGUUUA
This is a messenger RNA of Nicotiana attenuata, 1361 nucleotides long. RefSeq lists its product as uncharacterized. Bases 3 to 611 code for a protein of 202 amino acids. The transcript has 6 exons. Lineage: Eukaryota; Viridiplantae; Streptophyta; Magnoliopsida; Solanales; Solanaceae. The record is from RefSeq and is a predicted model, not a curated record.